This is a messenger RNA of Orbicella faveolata, 2604 nucleotides long. Its product is annotated as ATP-dependent clpX-like chaperone, mitochondrial. Gene Ontology annotation, molecular function: ATP-dependent protein folding chaperone; ATP hydrolysis activity; ATP binding. Gene Ontology annotation, biological process: protein folding. Gene Ontology annotation, cellular component: mitochondrial matrix. NCBI's taxonomy places the organism in Eukaryota, Metazoa, Cnidaria, Anthozoa, Scleractinia, Merulinidae. The record is from RefSeq and is a predicted model, not a curated record.
AGCAAAAAACAAAGAUGGCGAGCUAAGUUGCAAUUUCAAUUGAAACCUUCCGGUAGUUCUGUAUUUUUCGCAUUCGCUUUAGCAUUUUAGACACCAAUACACGUUCAAUCACUAUAUUAUAUUGUGAUUAAGAUUUUAACAUUGUUUUAUCUUGUACAAAGCAAGAUUUUAGCUUAAUUUGUGGCGAUCUAUUGUGUUUGCGAACGUCCAAAAAGUUUUCAUCCAUAGUUGUCGUCGUUUUAGUAAGCAUAAAUAUGUUUAGAAUACCCAGUUCUCUACGUUACAUCCGAGGGAAUAGUAAACAGAUCUACAGUUCCAAAGAAUCUGUAAAAUCAGGUUGUAGAUUCUCAAGUAUCAGAAGAUUACACAGCCUUGGUUCAAGAGAAAGUAGGCAGGUUUUAGCUGCAAUCACAAGUCCUCAUGACUCAAGUCACACAGCACUGGGAAUUUCGUUUCAUUACCAUGAAAGAAGUUGCAGAAGAGGUUACUCUUCAAGUAAUGAGGGCAAAGACAAGACUGGUAAAGGAUCUGGAAAUCAGUGGAGUUGCCCAAAAUGUGGAAAUCCAUGUACUAGCGUGGAACCCUCUACUCGUUUUGUGCAAUGUGAAAAGUGUAAUCACUUUUUCCUGAUCUUAUCAGAAACAGAUUCUAAGCGAUAUAUUCAUGUCAAAUAUGAUAAGGCUUCAGGCAAUGAAGCUGAAAAAAAAACCAAGGCAGUACAAGCUCCGCCACCUCCACCAAGAAAGAUUUUUGAAUACUUAAACAAGUAUGUAAUAGGUCAAGGUUUUGCCAAGAAAGUCUUGUCAGUAGCUGUGUAUAAUCACUACAAGCGUCUAUCAGUCAACCUACCACAGUCCCAACAAGCUUCUGCACCAGCUGAAGUCAAACCAGUUCCUGUACAGAGACAAUUUGCUGGAUCACCACAGGAAUUACAGAUGCUUAUGACACAGACAUCAAAUCUUAAUUCUCCCUUGGGAGCAAGUGGUGUCCAUUCACCAACACAAUUACGAGAACAAGCAGGAAGUGACAUACUGGACUCAGAUGUGGAAAAGAUCCAGUUAGACAAGAGUAACAUCCUACUUUUAGGACCAACUGGCUCAGGUAAAACUCUGUUAGCACAAACUAUAGCUCGAUGUUUAGAUGUUCCUUUUGCAAUCUGUGAUUGCACUGCUCUGACACAAGCUGGAUAUGUGGGUGAAGACAUUGAGUCUGUUAUUGCAAAGCUCUUACAGGAGGCUGGUAACAGUGUUGAAAGAGCCCAACAAGGAAUUGUAUUCUUGGAUGAAGUGGACAAGAUCAGUUGUGUUCCAGGUGUUCAUAACCUUCGAGAUGUUGGUGGUGAAGGAGUGCAGCAGGGCUUGUUGAAGAUCCUUGAAGGCACGGUAGUGAAUGUACCAGAGAGAAACUCCAGGAAGAUGCGAGGCGACAGUGUAGCCGUGGACACUACUAACAUCUUGUUUGUUGCGUCUGGAGCGUUCAAUGGACUGGAUCGGAUUAUUAAGAAGAGAAACCAAGAGAAGGUGAUCGGAUUCGGAGCUCCUACGAGUGAUCGCGGUUCCAAAGAAAAAGAGCUUGACAUCUUCAAGAACUCUCAACCUGACGUCAGAGAAGAUAACGCCGAACGGGAUAAACUGCUAAGUAAAGUCGAAGCGCGGGAUCUCGUCGAGUUCGGGAUGAUACCCGAAUUCGUGGGUCGUCUUCCCGUAGUGGUCAGUUUACACUCAUUGGAUGAGGACUCCCUGGUUAAGAUACUCACGGAGCCUAGAAAUGCUCUUGUACCACAGUAUCAAGCGCUGUUUAGUAUGGACAAGGUUGAACUCAAUCUCAGUCCUGAUGCCUUAAAGCUAAUCGCCAAAAAAGCUUUGGAAAAGAAGACAGGAGCUCGUGGAUUGAGAGCCAUAUUGGAGAAUUUGCUCUUGGAACCCAUGUUUGAUGCUCCAGGCUCCAACAUCCGGGCAGUUUUCGUAGACGAACACGUGGUCGAAGGGAACAAAAAGGCUGAAUACGUCAUGGCCCCUGAAGAAGAGGCUCCUAGUGCGGAUGCAAAUGAAGAGGAGGAGGAAAUCUAUGCUGGGGACGCUAGUUCACGAGUGUAGAGUAAUAAAUUAAAAUUGAACGUUCAUAAAUACUGACUGUAACUCAUGGCAUCAACAGUAGACGCCCAAAAUAAUCACACUGUGGAUUGGUUUAUAAUUCAAUAACUAAUUGUUAUUACAUACAAAAGUUUCUAACACCCAACAGAUAUUUCAGAGAAACGCCCAUCACUUGAUAGCCUGUGUUUUAUGUAACUCAGUAAAGCAAACCAGCUGUUAGUUCUGAACACAUCAAAGCUUUUACUGAAAGAAAUUUGUCCUUGCUGUGUUGUUGUACUCGUAUCGUAGUUGUUACAGUGUUUUCUGAGUUUUUAUCUUUUGGUACGUGAUGGGAACUUCCUGAAAAUAUAACAAGUAACUAUAGUGUUGGGCUAUGUAUUUUGAAGGUUUUUUUUCGUAUGGAAGCAUCUAUUGCACAUAGCUUGUGUACAAAAAUGAGAUUAUGAUUUGAUAGCUGAAUGUAUAAAGACCUCACCUUUUACGUGAAUAAAUGUAUUUGACUGACAUCAAA